CCGCUUUACGCGUGUGCGCUUGUGUGGGGGGGGAUAUAGCCGUAAUGGUACAGUGCACAUAAGGAAAAGCGGCCUGAGUCCAGGAAGUAAAGUGACAUGAUAACCUAAGGGUUGGUCACCUCUUCGCUAUUCUUGGUUUUACGCUUUGGAGAGCGCUAUGCCGACGCAGCGAGUGUCCGCUUUGCCUCGGCAGCAAUCCCUUCUCCUGCCCGCGGUUAUCAACCCCUUCGUACAGGACACAAACCUGAGCAGAGCCUCUAUUCUCCGUUGUGCUCUGAUAGGGAUCGUCCUGGUCCCUCUCCGGGCCAUCCUCAUGUCUCUGGUUCUCAUGGUAACGUGGCCAGUCUCACUUAUCAUAACCUUCAAGUAUCCCCUGAAGGGAGCCGUGGAGCCAAUGACAGGAUGGAGACGGUUCUUGUGUGAGAAUGUGAUGGCUAGAUUGGGGAGGUUGUACUUCUUCAGCAUGGGCUUCAGGGUGGUGGUGAAGGGGAAGCAGGUGAGCAGCAGUGAAGCUCCUAUCCUGGCUGUGGCACCACACUCCACAUUCUUUGAUGGGAUUGUUUGCCUUAUGGCUGGUCUGCCCUCCACAGUGUCGCGUGUAGAAAACCUGGCUACACCUAUCUUUGGCCGGUUUGUGCGCUGUCUUCAGCCAGUGUUGGUAUCCAGAAAAGACCCUGACUCUAGGAAGAAUACCAUAAAAGAGAUUGAAAGCCGAGCUAAGUCGGGAGGUCACUGGCCACAGCUUCUAAUAUUUCCAGAGGGAACUUGCACAAAUCGCUCAUGUCUUAUUACCUUUAAACAAGGUGCCUUCAUUCCAGGUGUUCCUGUACAACCUGUGAUUUUAAGAUAUCCAAAUAAACUGGAUACAGUGACCUGGACUUGGCAGGGAUUUGGCUCGAGCACUCUACUCCUCCUUACAUUAUGUCAGCCCUACACCACAGUGGAGAUAGAGUUCCUUCCUCCAUGCAUUCCCUCAGAGGAGGAGAAGAAAAGUCCUGCCCUGUUUGCAAGCCAUGUGCGAGAUGUAAUGGCCAGGGCUUUGGGUGUUCCUGUCACUGAUCACACUUAUGAAGACUGUCGCCUCAUGAUCUCUGCUGGAGAAUUGACCUUACCAAUGGAGGCCGGGCUGGUAGAGUUUACCAAAAUUAGUCGCAAACUAAAUUUAAAAUGGGACAAUGUGAAGAAGGAGUUAGAGGGAUUUGCCAAUGUUGCAAGAUCAUGCAAGGGAGGACGCAUUACCAUAGAGGAGUUUGCCAAAUUCCUUCAUCUGCCUCUUAAUCCAGUCCUCGAAGAACUAUUUGCACUUUUUGACAGGGAUGGAGAUGGCACCAUAGACUUCAGAGAAUAUGUUAUUGGGGUGACAAUCUUAUGUCGACCUGCCAACACAGAGGAUGUUCUCCGUAUGGCUUUCCGGCUGUUUGACACAGACGAGGAUGAGAAAAUCACUCAUGAGGAGUUCACUGCUCUUCUGCGCUCUGCUCUGGGUGUGUCCAGUCUCAACAUGACCAAGCUCUUCAAGGAGAUUGAUGCAGACGGUUCUGGCUUUAUCACAUUCAGUGAAUUCCAAGCCUUUGCACUGAGACACCCAGAGUAUGCCAAACUCUUUACUACGUACUUGGAGCUUCAGAGAUACCAGGCCAUUCAGGAAGCCUCACCUGGGGAUCUGGAACUGAGCGGUCACGGCAUUUCAGAGAUGGAGGACAGUAUCUCAGACAAGAAAGAUGACUGACAACUUGGAGUGAGGAGUGACAAGGGUAACACUCAUCUCAGAAAUCUCAAUAGUGUUUUUGUUUUUUUUGACUCCAACCAAAUUAAUUAUGUUGUUCACAACACAUUUGCUAUUAAGAUCCUUCACCACAUUGGCAGGACCAAUUUAAGAAGUUUUAUCAUAAUGUUUUUAUUAUUUUAUUAACAAAAAAUGGGCAAUAUCUGUACACUGGGAUUAUAUUUUAAUACAUAAUCUCUGUAGAAUAUAGACAAAAAAGUGGACAAUGUUCUUAUUACAUACAUUUUGAUGCCAUACAAACAAGAGUUAACCCUGAGUUGUUAUUUGUCAUAACGUCAUGCAAUGGUUACAUACUUUUUUCUAAAACAUUGCUUGUGAGCUUCUGCUAUGAAUUAUAGUGCCUUAUAUUUUAAACCCACUAAGGUCUUAAACGGAUGUAGAAUAUGAGUUACGAUCACACCUCAUUUCUCUUCACUUCAUUUCAAGCAACCAGUUGUAUUGAGUCCUAUAUGAACUGAGCGCUUCUUCAUUGUGGUUUCCUGUAAAUAGGUGUGAAAUUUACUACAUCGACAUAAUUUUUAAACAGAAGCAAAGACUCCUUGUGUUCCUGUGUUGCAGUAUAAUUAGUACUUCAUUAUGAUCUCCUAUUGCUAGCCCACCAUGUUCUGUCUACUACACAUGCUGUGUUUUACACUUUUUGCUGCGCUCAGGGACACAGACCGUUGUAAGAUAUAAUUAGCCAGAGGUUUGCUUUGCAUGUGUAUCCAUUUGCAUUUCCACUGAAGAUUCGUGUUGCUGAGUUUGCAGUACAGGUUUAACUUUGUGGAUUUACUAAAACAAAUCCACUGUGGAAAAAAAUAGGGCAAUUUGUGAGCAAAAAGGCAACAGCUCUCCACGCAUAUAACAGUCCAGCAGGGUAUAUAGUUAUUUAUACUGUGCAACCAUUAAAUCAUUAUUUUCUCUUUUUGUUAAUACAGCAAAUUUUCUGUUCAAAAUAAACCACUUUGCAUUUUUUUUUACAUUUUUGCUUUUUAUUAAAUUACUAAGAAAUGCUGUACAAACUAAUUAGAUACAUAUGUAAAUAAUUCUCAUUCUCACCACCAGGUGCCAGUAGUUACCUGUAUAAAGUUAUCCUUGUAUUGUCUUAGUUAUAAUCUUAUAUAUUUAUACCUAAAGGUAUAAGGUAAAUAAGAAAUAUAUAAAUUCAUUUGGGCUUAAAAGAUAAACAUCUAAAAAGAUACUUUCUAUUACAAAAGCAAAACAAAACAAAACAAAAAUUAUACAUUGAUUCUGAAGGUCAAUAUGAACAGGGAUCUUAUGUGCUUUGAAAUGUUUUUUUGUUUUUUUACUGACAUGACAAACUAUGGUUGUAAAGGGGGACUGUACCAAGCAAAUGUUGUAAGCCAACUGUUUGUGCCAAGUACAACUGAAUCUGUCAAAGUGACAUAUUCUAUCCUACAUGGUCUUACAUUUUGACAUUUCAAGAAUUAUUUUCAAUAAAUAAAUUAUAUGUCGAUGUUGA
Messenger RNA from Boleophthalmus pectinirostris (great blue-spotted mudskipper), 3248 nucleotides. RefSeq names its product lysophosphatidylcholine acyltransferase 2 (gene lpcat2). Bases 158 to 1729 code for a protein of 523 amino acids. Lineage: Eukaryota; Metazoa; Chordata; Actinopteri; Gobiiformes; Gobiidae. The record is from RefSeq and is a predicted model, not a curated record. Gene Ontology annotation, molecular function: 1-acylglycerophosphocholine O-acyltransferase activity; calcium ion binding. Gene Ontology annotation, cellular component: endoplasmic reticulum. The transcript has 14 exons.